CUGAUCAGCUAUAGCGAUCCAUUUUGGGUGUUCCUUUUAUCCUUGCAGUUCGUCUUGCCGCUGACCUGGCAGUCUGGAUAGAUCACCUAUCAAGUUAAACGACUCUAGACAUUACGACACAGGAAGGAUGUUUUCUUCAUACGUUUCCGGAAACUAAAAACACGGGAGGAAAAAAUGUGAAGACCGAAUCAACUUGCGCGGACUUUAACACCAGCUCGGUGAAUCCAUUCACAUGCAGUAAACAUUUUGUUGGGUUGUCAUGGUCUUUCAGAGGACAAAGAGUGAGGGAGAGAUCCGUCUUUCUUGGAAGUGAAGAGCCGUGGGAGGAAGUACAAGAGAGGGGGAAUCAGGAUAAGAAUCUUUGCCAAAUCAAGGCCCACCACAACCCUCGGCGACACUCGCCGCAGGACGCCCACUCGCUACUACCGUCUGCUUUUUUAUCUUCAGAUCUGAGACCACCACAAAGGCCAGCAUGAAGUUCAUUAUUCAGACGCUUAUUGCAACUGCUUUCAUGCGGAUCACAUGUUGUGAGGAGGUGAUCUACGUAAAAAAGGGCGACGAGGUCACCCUGAGGCUGGAUUCGUCCGAACCCACCGUCAAUUACUUGUACUGGUCACACAGUAACCUCCCUCAAGGCUAUCUGGUCUGGCUGAACCCUAUGGCUUUUUGGUCAUAUACUAAAGAUAAACGCUGGGAAGGAAGGUUGACUGUGUUCAACGACGCACUGAAGAUCAAAGAUGUCCGAGAAGACGACUUUGGCAGCAUUGUUUUUAAAAGACGAACUAAACAUGAUAAUAGUGCUGUUGUAGUGAAGAGUUUUAGAAUCUCCAAAAUCACAGUGUCUGUCAAUUCCACGUAUUCUCCUCCGCUCUAUGACGAAACCGUGAUACUUUCCUGUCUUGUGGACACACCUCAAAGUCACCGGACACCCGACAUAUACUGGUUAAGUCCAAAGGAAAAGAGGCUUUUUCAGACAGGGGGAAAACUACCAGUGAAUGUCAGGGGCCGAGACAAUGGGCUGUGGACCUGCAUUGUUGUAAAGGAGCACGGGCAGGACAGUGCUUCAGUUGAUGUUACAGUUCUUGACUUCUCCCCAUCCCCCGAGUACCCACUGUACAUUCCAGAACAGUCGUCUUUCAGCAUCCUCUGCCCCUUUGCCCCUAACGUCUUUUGGGAACAAUUCAAAAGUAGAGGAGACCUGGAAGUUUUCUGGGACUACUCCCCAGAUCUCUUCUUCCGUCAUAGCUUAAAUGCAGGGAAAAUCUUGCACUUCUCCCCGAAGACGGAGGAACUGGGCUGGAGGUCAACAGGCAGGGGAAUUAAUUUCACUGCAGACAUCAAAAAGCACAACUUGAUUUUGAGCAAACGACAGUGGCAAGUAGAAGACAGAGGAUACUACAGGUGUCAUCUGAAAUAUGGCAGAACCAGGUCACUGCACAGAGUUGUUAAAGUUGAGGUGCUACAGGUUGUCUCCUCUGCGGGAUCAAAUCUUCUCAGUGGCCAGAAAGUCAAUCUAACUUGCAGCCUGGGCAACCCCUUGCCCAAAGACCACUGGGUGAAGUGGUUCCCUCCUGAGCGUUCCAUCACGCCGUUUCUUCCCACUGGGCAUCCGGACCCCGCCGUCAUCGUCAUUCCAGAAGCGGCACCCUCAGACGCCGGUAGAUGGAGGUGCGAACUCUGGCGUAAUGACACGAGGUUGACGUCCGCUGCCAUCACGUUGACCGUCAGCCAACAAUCGAGCAUGUGGAUGCCGAUUAGCGUAUGCGGCGCUUCAGUCAUCAUUGUCGUUCUUCUCAUCCUUAUUUGCAUCACCUGGAGAAACAGACGACGGAAGACGCACCGCCGCCCAUAUCGCCUCUGCCGCUGCAAACACCCAAAGCCCAAAGAAUUCAACAGAAGAUGACGUGACACGUGGUGGCUCAAAAUAAGGAUUGCACUGUAAAACAUAUGAGUUAUGUCAUGUUGCGUGUUGAUGAUGAAAGAUGUGGCCGAAAGAGCUAGGCACCUUAACCCUUUUAUGCAUGAAAUAUGAUUAUUAUUUUUUAACACAGCGCAUUCAUUCGAAUCAUUGGCUGCCAUUGCUUAUUAAAGUUAACAAUGAUUGACAGACGUUAAGAUUUGAUCUCGCCAAAGAUGCUUGAAAGCCAAAACUUCAAAGCGCCUCAUUCGUCAAUAAUUGUUUAAAUUUGUAAACAGUUGCUUUGGCACCUCAUUGCGUUUAAGUGAGCAGCUUGAGCGGACUCACUCAAUGAAGCAUUACUUUGUUUUUGUUUAAAAAUAAUUCGGUGGGACGGUAACAUGUUUAAGAAUUAUUAUUAUAAUUAUUGCAUUUGUAGUACUUAAAAAACGUUUAUUAGAAAAAAAUAUAUAUACUAUACAUAUAUACAUAUAUAUAUAUAUAUAUAUAUAUAUAUAGGGCUGUCAAAAUUAUCGCGUUAACGAGCGGUAAUUAAUUUUUUAAAUUAAUCCCGUUAAAAUAUUUGACGCAAUUAACACACAAAUGCCCCGCUCAAACAGAUUAAAAUGUCAGCACAGUGAAAGGUGUACUUGUUGUGUUUUUCUGAGUUUUGCCGCCCUCUGCUGGCGCUUGGGUGCGACUGAUUUUAUAGGCUUCAGCACCCAUGAGCAUUGUGUAAGUAAUUAUUGACAUCAACAAUGGGGGGCUACUAGUUUAUUUUUUGAUUGAAAUUUUUACAAAUUUUAUUAAAACGAAAACAUGAAGAGGGGUUUUAAUAUAAAAUUUCUAUAACUUGUACUAACAUUUACCUUUUAAUACUACAAGUCUUUCUAUCCAUUGAUCGCUUUAACAGAAUGUUAAUAAUGGUAAUGCCAUCUUGUUGAUUUAUUGUUAUAAUA
Corythoichthys intestinalis (scribbled pipefish) is the source of this 2856-nucleotide messenger RNA. It is a transcript of the gene cd4-1, whose product is annotated as CD4-1 molecule. Gene Ontology annotation, biological process: T cell activation; positive regulation of ERK1 and ERK2 cascade; interleukin-15-mediated signaling pathway. The record is from RefSeq and is a predicted model, not a curated record. Gene Ontology annotation, molecular function: MHC class II protein binding; protein tyrosine kinase binding. Bases 473 to 1903 code for a protein of 476 amino acids. Gene Ontology annotation, cellular component: external side of plasma membrane; membrane raft. The transcript is spliced from 11 exons. NCBI's taxonomy places the organism in Eukaryota, Metazoa, Chordata, Actinopteri, Syngnathiformes, Syngnathidae.